Bicyclus anynana (squinting bush brown) is the source of this 1873-nucleotide messenger RNA. RefSeq lists its product as uncharacterized. The coding region runs from base 668 to 1873 and encodes 401 amino acids. Lineage: Eukaryota; Metazoa; Arthropoda; Insecta; Lepidoptera; Nymphalidae. Gene Ontology annotation, molecular function: protein binding. The record is from RefSeq and is a predicted model, not a curated record. The transcript has 6 exons.
CUUAUGUACAUACAAACCGCUCAGUGGGCGGCCUAUAAGUACCGGCGGCACCCAGACUGAAAAACAUUCAUGCCAUCACGUAUGUGACAAUGAGUAGAGAUGUAAGAAAAUACGUGUAGACUUAAAAAUAUAGGUAGAUAAACCUUCAACUCACAAAAUUUUAAUCUUUAGAAAGUUGGUAGCAAUAAUAGAAACCAAUCGUCAUAGAUAAAAUGACGAGUAUGGAAUGGUACCUUGUCAAAGUACCUAAAUCUAAAAUCUAGCAACGCCCUACGGUUUCAUCAGCAUAGUUCCCGUUACCGUGGGAAUACGAGGACAAAAAACUUUUUAAUGAUUUCUCACCUCAAUAUAAUAAGUUUGAAAGUAUAAAAUAAAAAAAAAAUACAUCGAUGAAAAAGUAGGUUCUCUUUCGCGCCUCUCAAUACAAUUUUAAAACCAUAGAUUUACGAGUCGGUACAAGUUUUUAAACUGUUAUUUUUACUCUGCCUCACCGUCACCACUCUAUUUGGAAAAUAUUUCUGUCAAAAUUUUAAAAAGAAUAAUUCUAAAAAACUGUACAAAAUACUAAAAAUAUUUUUGUGUUUGCGUAGCUAUUCGUAGAUACGUUCAAAAUACAAAAUGAUAGUUCAUAGUUCACCAUAUGAUUAAAAAUUAAACUAAACACAUAAUGGAUCCACAAAGAAAAACUGUUCCCGGACCGAUGGCACCAUCUAGUGUGAGAACAGCACGCAAAAGUUUUGCAAUCACCAACGCUUUUAUAAAAAAUGUUAAUCCUCAAAAGGAAAUCGUAACUGUGCACACGAGCACUCCACACGUUGAACACAGAUCUUUUCAUAGCGAACAAAAUCAGGUUUAUCAAGGAGAAGUUAAUGUGCUUUCAAUAAUAGAUACGAAUAAGGAGAUAACAUGUUGCAAAUAUACAGAAGAUGUAAAAGAAGUCGCAGCUGGAUUUAUAGAUGGCAGUAUACGAUUGUUUGACUGCAAUACAGCAAAUUGUCUGCAUACUCUAGUGGACGAUGAGUGUCGCGCGUACCCCGGACCCGUCACGGCUAUCAAACACAGGCCCGUUAGCAAGGCGCAUCCUGUAACCAAUAUGUUGUUAUCAUGCUACGUCAAUGGAUGUAUAAAAUGUUGGAAAUACAAAUACGAACAAUGUUUGUACACGAUAAGGGAGAAACGGCAAACGCUAGGCUUAUGUUACCAUCCACGAUUUAAUAAAUUUGUAACCUAUGGCGACGAUGCUAAACUAAAUAUGUACGACGAAGAAGCACACACUCAAGAAAGAGCUUUUUAUUCAAGUCAACGCAAGAACAUAAUGGAUGGGCACACUUCGAGAAUAUUCGCAUGUGUCUUCAACCCUAAGUCACAUCACGAGCUGAUCUCAAGCGGAUGGGACGACACAGUGAUGUGUUGGGAUGACAGACAGCCAUACGCCACGCGCUAUUUCUCCGGCGUACACAUGUGCGGCGAAGGACUGGAUUUUGAUAAGCCAGGAAAGCAGAUUUUAACGUGCUCUUGGCAAGACAAAGAUAGUAUUCAAAUAUGGGACUACGGAUCAUGCAAACUUAUUGAAACUGUUAUACCGGAUACCUAUCAGUCAAAACUGUACUGUGGAAAAUUCGUUCCGCAAACUACUUUGUUAGUUUGUGGCGGCACUGAACCCAAUAUCCUGAGAGUCGUCGACAUCAAUUUGAAAGUUACGGAAUGUUCAGUACGAAAUAAUCCCGGCAGUGUCUACGCUUUCGAUUUUGGAACAAUAAGAAGAAAACCUUCUAAAAUACCCGAAACGUAUAAAAAAAUCAGUGAAAUACAAAGCAUUCCACGCUUAGCUUUCGUCACCGGAAAAAGAUUACAGACUGUAGACUUUGGAUGA